Messenger RNA from Penicillium diatomitis, 1422 nucleotides. RefSeq lists its product as uncharacterized. Gene Ontology annotation, molecular function: serine-type carboxypeptidase activity. Gene Ontology annotation, biological process: proteolysis. The transcript is spliced from 5 exons. The record is from RefSeq and is a predicted model, not a curated record. Gene Ontology annotation, cellular component: fungal-type vacuole. The coding region runs from base 1 to 1422 and encodes 473 amino acids. Lineage: Eukaryota; Fungi; Ascomycota; Eurotiomycetes; Eurotiales; Aspergillaceae.
AUGUGGCAUGCAAAGUGGCUUCUGCCUCUGCUCUCGCUGCAGGCGUGGGCAGCCCCCGCGAGCACUCUUAGAGAUACCGUCUCUUUUGCGGUCAAAGAUGGAGUGAACUACACGGUAUUUGAGCAUGCCGCAACUGGAGCCAGAAUGGAGUUUGUGAAGAACUCUGGAAUCUGCGAAACCACUCCCGGUGUCAACCAGUACUCGGGUUAUCUCUCUGUUGGCAACAACAUGAACAUGUGGUUCUGGUUCUUCGAAGCGCGCAACAACCCUGCAACAGCCCCCUUGGCCACCUGGUUCAAUGGAGGUCCUGGCUGUUCCUCCAUGAUCGGUCUGUUCCAAGAGAAUGGCCCGUGUCACUUCACUAACGGCGCUAGUCAGCCCUCAUUGAAUCCAUACAGUUGGAACACUUAUGCCAACAUGUUGUACAUUGAUCAACCGAUCGGUGUCGGCUUCUCGUAUGGCACGGACGAUGUCACCAGCACAGUGACGGCUGCUCCUUAUGUCUGGAAGCUGCUCCAGGCUUUCUAUGGUCAAUUCCCGCAAUAUGAGAACCGAGACCUCGCUAUCUUCACCGAAUCUUACGGAGGUCACUAUGGACCUGAAUUCGCAGCAUACAUUGAGCAGCAGAAUGCCGCCAUCAAGGCUGGUUCCAUCUCGGGAGAAAAUAUCAACCUCAUCGCACUUGGUGUCAACAACGGCUGGAUUGAUCCAGCCAUUCAGGAGAAGGCCUACAUCGAUUACGCUUACAGCAAUUCGUACCGUCAGUUGAUCAGCUCCUCCGAUCGAACCAGCUAUUUGAGUGCAUACAACAACCACUGCCUGCCUGCUAUUCAGAAGUGUGCCGCGACCGGAUCGAACCGCGACUGCGUCAAUGCGAACAAUGUUUGCUACAAUACCAUUGAGGGUCCGAUCAGUCAGUCUGGCGACUUUGAUGUCUACGAUAUUCGCCAGCCAGCCAACGACCCCAACCCACCAUCGACAUACUCCACUUACCUUGCAAACCCAUCCGUGGUCAAGGCUAUUGGAGCCAAGUCAACCUACCAAGAAUGCCCCAACGGUGCCUACAACAAAUUUUCCUCGACCGGUGAUAACCCUCGCUCUUUCCUUUCAACCCUCUCCAGCGUAGUUCAGUCCGGUGUCAACGUGAUCGUUUGGGCCGGUGACAGCGACUGGAUCUGCAACUGGGUGGGCAACUACGGGGCUGCCAAUGCAAUUUCCUAUUCUGGUCACACGGAAUUCAGCAACAAGGCGCUUGGCCCAUACACGGUCAGUGGCGUUGAAAAGGGCCAAUUUAAGACGGUCAACAACUUGUCGUUCCUGCGGGUGUAUGGUGCUGGACAUGAGGUGCCUUAUUAUCAACCGGAAACGGCUUUGCAGGUGUUCAAGCAGAUCUUGCAAAAGAAGCCCAUCUCGUCAACCUGA